AGCGUUUUAAGGUGUUACAGGAGAAGGGAGGGAACAUCUGCCGGGAAGAGGACGGAAGACUUGGAAUGGCUGCUAAUGUUAAGAUUGAGCAUCAGCAAAUCAAAGGAGUCAGUGGAGCAUUUCUAACAUGCUCCAUCCAAAUGUCCUGUAUGCUGCCAUUAUAAAUAGCUAACUCAUGGGCAGAAGAGCACAUAAAGAAGAUGUAUCCCUUCUGCAUGCACCUUAUCUUUUUUAAAAUGUAAUUUAUUGAACUAAAAUAUAAAUAUAUAUUAUGAUGUAUGAGCUAUAUAUGUGCUCAUAGUAUUUAUGUUCAAGACCCAAUCUGAUUUUUAAAAUGGCAUUUGGUUAUCUUUAUCAUACACUUCAAGGAAAUAGAAACCAGUAAAGGAAAAAAGGCAUCAAUACAUACAUUUGAAAAUCUCAGACUGCUACACCUGAAAAGAGUAUUUUACUUUUUGUUGGAUUAUUAUGUCGGAAGACAGCCCAUUGGAGGAAGACAUUUGGGAGUACAAAUCUAUAAGGAAGUUGAAAUCAGUAAACCACUACUCAGAAUCCAUUUCAGAAAAUGUACAGAAAACGAAUGAUGAAAAGGGGAAGUCACAAAGUGGCAAUAGGAAAUCACCCAAAGAAAAAGAGACCCCUAAGGCAAAGCAGGGAUCCAGACGUAGAGGUAGCCAAACACCCUUAAAAUCCGAGCAGUGCUACAGUGUUUCCAGUGAUGACCCUGUGGUGUCCUCACAAGAAAGCUUAUUGCCAUCUUCUGCAAAACAAAAGAAAAACAAGAAGAUGCAAAGCCCUUCAAAACCACGGCCGGUUUAUGAAGGAUACUGCCCAAGUUGCCAGAUGCCAUUCUCUUUAUUAUUAAUUGAGACACCUCAGUGGCAUGUUACUGAAUGUUUGGAAAGCUCAAAGACUGCUGAACAAGAGUGCCUUGAUGGUCUUCUCUGUACUUCUAUCAUUCCUUCUCAUUACAAACGAUACAGUCAUUUCCUUCUGGCAACAAGCAGAGCAGGGGAAAAUCUCCCUGAAUUUUCCCCAGCUAACACAGAUAACAAUUUCUUCAAACAUGGUGCUAGUCCAUCAAUCAGUUGUAGUGCUUACAAUUUUGGAGUGUCACAGGAUCCGAAUGAUUCACAGAACAUGGGAAAACUUCCGAAAGAGUGUCUUCUGUUUCCAAAACAGAGUUCAACAGUUGCAAGUGCUUUAGAUGUAACCAGUAAAGAAGCUUACUAUUUAGAAAAUACUGAAGAAACUGAACUCAGAAUACAUUCUGUGAAUGGUGCAGGGCAAUUAUGGUGUCAUAGCCCUCUUCGGAAUCUAAAGAGUCAGCAAGACUCUUAUCAACUGAAUACACUUGUAUCAGAAAAUGACUUAAGUGACUCUUACAUUUCUUAUUCUCCACUUAACACAGAUGGGGAAGAGACUAUAGUAAGGGAAGAAGAGGAAGAUGUGGUAGUAAAAGAGAAGGAGUUGGUAGCAGGGAAAACAAACCAGUUGAAGAAAAAGCUAUUUGAUAUUAGAAACACAGAGGACAAGAGUAGAGAAGUUCUAAGUUUCUUAUCUCAUAAGCCACUUGGUGCCUCAAAACCAAAUCAGUUUGAGCCUGGGAAUGUUAAAAAAAUGCAAGCUUGCACAAUAAACAAUGAAUCAUGUAAGACACUACAUACAAUUGAAAGUGCAGAUGGAAUUUCUAAUUCUGUCUCCCAAGAUACUGAGGCUAGAAUUCUCAAUUUAACAAACAUUUUUGAUCCAUUGAAAGAGUCCACAGAAAAACACUCUUUCCCUGUUAAAUAUAAAAGACCCGAGGAGACAUUUGAGAGGCUUAAAUUGAGCUCUUCUAGCCUUAAUAUAGGUGAAUGUGGGUGGGGCAGCAGUAAUGAUUGUAAUUUGGACUCUGCAGAUUCAGCUGCUAUAUUCGCCUUGAUAACUUCAGAAUUGAAAGAAGGUGUUAAACCUUUUUUACCCUGCCAACGUGAUAUUCUAAAGAAGUCAAGUAGUUGCUUAAACAGUGAAGAUAAAACUGUUACUGGCACAUGUAAAAAUAGUUUGGCUUUUAACAGUUUCUGCUCAUUAACAGAAAAAGAAGGAGGGUUUUCUAAUAACACUACUAUGCCGAUUACUCACAGUCCAGAUUCUGAAAUGCUACCUUGUGUUUCUGGUGCAAACCCUCAAGUCCAAAGCACUUCUGCCAAGGAACUGAAACAAAUGGACAUUGGCGUUUUCUUUGGGUUACAAGCAAAAGCAAAACUGGAGGAUGACCAAAAGAAAAAUCUUCAGGGAAGUACAAAGCUGCUAGGUCCAACAGCUACAACAGGAAGGAGGCCCAGAUCUCAGAAAAGGAAAGCUAAAGGAUCUGUGGAAGACUCAGAUGUGGUCACCGAAAGUUCAAGUAAUAAUACCAUGCCUGCAUAUCCAGCAUCAGGUCCACAAAAAAGGUGGAGAAAGAGAUUUAAAGAAUCAUGUCCUGGUGAGGAAGAAACAAGGAAAAAACUGUGUCCCUUCUAUAAGAAGAUUCCAGGAACAGAUUUUGUAGUAGAUGCAUUCCAGUACGGAGAAAUUGAAGGAUGCAAAGCUUAUUUCCUCACACAUUUCCAUUCUGACCAUUAUGGUGGCCUAACUAAAAAGUUUACAUUCCCAAUAUAUUGCAAUCAGAUUACUGGAAAUCUGGUGAAGUGCAAACUACAGGUGCCAGAGCAAUACAUCCACAUUCUGCCAAUGGAUACAGAAUGCAUAAUAAAUGGCAUCAAAGUGGUGUUACUUGAUGCUAAUCAUUGUCCUGGUGCUGCAAUGAUUCUUUUUUCCCUUCCAAAUGGAACAGUUAUAUUACACACAGGAGACUUCAGAGCAGAUCCUUCUAUGGAACGCUAUACUUUUCUCACUGAUCAGAAGGUUCAUAGUCUAUAUUUGGAUACAACGUACUGUAACCCUGAAUACACUUUCCCCUCCCAGCAAGAAGUCAUCCAGUUUGCUGUCAAUACUGCCUUUGAGACAGUAACCUUAAAUCCCCGAACUUUAGUUGUUUGUGGCACGUAUUCCGUCGGAAAAGAAAAGGUCUUUUUAGCCAUUGCUGAUGUUCUAGGCUCAAAAGUGAGCAUGUCCAAAGAAAAAUACAAAACAUUGCAGUGCCUGGAAUCAGCUGCAAUUAAUUCCCUCAUCACCUUGGACUGGAAUAAUACUUUGCUUCAUCUUCUACCUAUGAUGCAAAUUAAUUUUAGGAAUUUGCAGAGUCACUUGAAUAAAUUCGGUGAAAGAUUUGAUCAGAUUCUGGCUUUUAAACCCACUGGAUGGACUUACUCAGAAGGGUGUUGCUCUCUGAAUGAUAUCCAACCUCAGACCAGAGGAAAAAUCACCAUAUAUGGGAUACCUUACAGUGAGCACAGCAGCUUCCUUGAAAUGAAACGAUUUGUCCAGUGGCUGAAGCCUCAGAAAAUUAUCCCUACUGUAAAUGUGGGCAAUUGGAAAUUAAGAAAUGAAAUGGAGAAACAUUUUAGAAACUGGAAAAUGGAGGCUGCAGGGUGGAACUAGAUAUGACAUUGAGGCUAUGGCAGCUGUAUGCUAUUUCAUUUCAAUUUUUCUGUCUUGUUCUUUAAUUCCAACCCGUUAACUUUGUAUUGGAACAGUGGUAAAAUACAGGUAUUUCCCUGUUCCUUCAUCAAAAAGACAUGACUUUUUAUGAAGCACCUUCAUGAGACUAUUGAGAUCCAAGCUCCUGAUGGCAUUGAUCACUUGAUUGGUAGUGGCAUGGGUAGAAGAGAUCAAGAUGUCUGUAUGGAUCUUUAGGGACCAAAAAGUAUCACAGGAACUUAACGUGGGAUUUCAUGUGAAAUAUUUUUGUUCCUCCCUCCCCCAUACAAAAUGAGUGUCUAGUUCAAAAGUUGAUUUCUAAAGCAGGGACAUUGUUUUUGCCAAAUAGUAAGCUAGCAAAUUGUCUAAAGUGUAAGGGAUUGAUUUUAGCUGGAAAUUCCUAAAAUCGGGACCAAGCAUUCUUUGUUCAUCAGUUUUAUUUAACAAAUAUGGAGAAAUAAUACAUCAUUUCUCCCUCCUUGCCCUGCCAAUAUUCUAUAAUGCAGGCCUAAUUGCACAGGCCUCAGUUGUCUUGCAAGAUGGUAGCCUAAAUCUGUUCAGUAGCUAUGUCAUUUUCAGCAAAAAGCUUCUUAUUUUCAAAAUUCACAUUAUACUUGUGACUGCAUUAUGUACAGUGCUAUAGAAUCAGAUGAUUAAGUUAUAACUAUAUGCAUUAAUGGAAAUCUUUUGUAAUC
Molecule: messenger RNA, 4259 nt
Organism: Pogona vitticeps (central bearded dragon)
Lineage: Eukaryota; Metazoa; Chordata; Lepidosauria; Squamata; Agamidae
Gene: DCLRE1A
Product: DNA cross-link repair 1A
Biological process (GO): interstrand cross-link repair; double-strand break repair via nonhomologous end joining
Molecular function (GO): 5'-3' DNA exonuclease activity; damaged DNA binding
Source: RefSeq, a predicted model, not a curated record